Osmerus eperlanus (European smelt) is the source of this 2656-nucleotide messenger RNA. RefSeq names its product par-6 family cell polarity regulator alpha (gene pard6a). The transcript has 3 exons. Gene Ontology annotation, molecular function: protein binding. Gene Ontology annotation, biological process: establishment or maintenance of cell polarity; regulation of cellular localization; centrosome cycle. Gene Ontology annotation, cellular component: cell cortex; apical plasma membrane; nucleus. NCBI's taxonomy places the organism in Eukaryota, Metazoa, Chordata, Actinopteri, Osmeriformes, Osmeridae. Bases 278 to 1510 code for a protein of 410 amino acids. The record is from RefSeq and is a predicted model, not a curated record.
AACAUCUAAAGGACACAGCAAGUGACCCCACCCCCGCCUACAAGCGGCAUGCCCAUCUGACGUCAUUGUUAUUGAGGCAACGGUAGCGGCAGCGUAGCUCUGAAGGAACGUUUUCCCACAUAGACCGAUAGGCUACUACUGUACCGGACGGACCCUUCGGAGGCUGUAGUCUACCUGCCGUGAAAACCUGCCACAGGCCCCAUGUUGAGGCGAGCCUACGCGCUGACGAAGGAGUGACAAACGUACCGUUCUAUCCUGUUUCUAGGAAAGCCCGUGGAUGGUUCUAUCUGCGGGAACACAUCGCGCAAACAUGUCAAGAAACCAGAGGACUCCGCUGAAACACACGGAAAAUUUGGUGGAGGUCAAGAGCAAGUUCGAGGCGGAGUACAGGCGUUUUGCCCUGAAGAGGUCCGGUUCCGGAGGGUUCCAGGAGUUCUACAGGCUGCUGCAGACGGUACACCGCAUCCCCGGUGUGGAGGUGCUGCUGGGAUACGCCGACGUGCAAGGAGACCUCCUGCCCAUCAACAACGAUGACAACUUCCUGAAGGCCCUGUCCUCAGCCAAUCCGCUGCUCCGAAUCAUCAUCCAGAAGAGAGAUGUGGAUGAGCCAGUGGUCUUUGCCACCAACUCUCUCCAGCGGAGGAGAAAGGGCCUGGCGGGGCUCCGCCCAGCUCAGCAGAAAGCCAAACCGGGGCUCCUGAUUGGUCUUCCCCAAGACUUCCGGCAGAUUUCCUCCAUCAUCGACGUGGACAUCCUGCCGGAGACCCACCGGCGUGUGCGUCUGCACAAGCACGGCUCCCACAAGCCCCUGGGCUUCUACAUCCGAGACGGGGUGAGCGUGCGCGUGACGCAGCAGGGCGUGGAGAAGGUUCCGGGCGUGUUCAUCUCCCGGCUGGUGAGGGGCGGGCUGGCGGAGAGCACGGGGCUGCUGGGGGUCAACGACGAGAUCCUGGAGGUCAACGGCAUUGACGUCAGCGGGAAAUCCCUGGACCAGGUGACGGACAUGAUGGUGGCCAACAGCCACAACCUCAUCGUCACCGUCAAACCGGCCAAUCAGAGGAACAACGUGGUGCAUCGUGGGAGUAAGACGUCUGCGGCCAACAGUUCCACCGGCUCCGCGGGCUCCUUCGUCUCCCGUGACUCCGCCCCCAGCCCCUCCUCCCAGAGCGUCAGCCACAGUCACUAUAGCAACAGCAACAGCGUCGCCGAGGGCGACAGCGACGAAGACGGCGACCUCAUCAUCGAGAGCGACGGCCUGCCUUCCUACAUGCCACACCUCGUGUCCAACGGCAAUGGUAGCCACGGCGACUUCCCGUCGGCCUCGUCCCCAGGGCACGGGCCCCUCCCCCAGAGCGUGUCCCUGCCCAGUAGCGUGUCGCUUUCGGACAGCAAGGCCUCGCUCAGCUCGCUGACCACGCCCACCCAGAACGGAAGCCCCGCCCCCAGCCCGGUGAGAACCAGUAGCAGUCAAGAGAGCAUGAGAGAGGACGGCAACAUUAUCACCUUGUAACACACACACUUUGGAAUGCCCUGAAACCCACAAACACCCUGGUAGGAACUAAAACACGCUGGAACACUCUGGUUUUCCCCCCAAGGCUGGACACAGGCGAUGCUCUGGUGACCUGAUUGUUAGUACGUCUCUCUCUCCUUGUUGAGGAGAGAGACAGUUAUGAUGUCAUCCUCGGUGAUGCCUGGCACCAGUACAACUAAUCAACCAACCAACCCAGCAGCAGCUGUCUGACACACCACCAGGCAUCAUGACCUGACUGAUGUACACAUCACACACUGGAACAUCAACAACAUGACAACAAAACACACAGGGCAUUCUUGAUUCCAGGAAGUGGCUGUCACCACACAGGAAGUGCCUUGGGUCUUCCUAUGCACUCAACUUGUCCAUGCCUAGAUCACAUGACCUGAAUCACCUGACUCCAUCUAAUCCUCGACCUAGAUCGCCUGAGUCACAUGACCUGGGUCUCUCUAGUCACCUGAUCUGAGAGCUUCUGCUGUCUAUUUUUACGUGUCUUUUAACUUUAAAGCAUAUCUUAGAAGACAGGUCGAUUUACUGCACACUAUGAUGUCACUGACUGACUGACCACUAUGAGUGCCCAUUGGUCCAUGAAUUGGCCUUUGACCUCCUGAUAUUUAUGUAAUAUUUUCUUUGGGGUGUGACACCUACUAUGGCCCGGAGAACAAUAAGAAAUCACAGCAUUAUCAGACUGGUUGCUUCACAGAGCUUUCACAUUCUGUGGUGUUGGCGGCUGUAGUCCCAGUCUUAUCCUCUGACACCCCACACUGUACUCACUAGCAGUCUGGUCUUGUCGACCGAUAACUCACAGUCCCUCCUCCCCUCCUCCUCUUCUCAACCCCUCCUUUCCUCCAGUUCUCAUCCCCUGCUCCUUCCUUCUCCACCAAGUCUCCCACCAACCUAAUCUCUGCUGAGCGGAAAUAUACAAACACACAAUAGAGGACAGACCUACAGCUCCAGCUCAGGGGUCGUGACCUCUGCCAGACUCAGCUGUUUACAUGCACACUUAUUACUGCUGGGGAUUCUGGGUAAGAAUAAGGAAAUUCCUCUCAUGUUUGGAAAGCCUAGAGCAAUGCACACUGGGACCCUGUUCACACAGACCACUCCUGUCUAUAAAUGUAAACCUGAGGC